AGGCUGGCGCACCAUAAAGGAAUUCCCUUAAACAUGGUUCGGCAACUGUUAUAGACACGACACUACUUUUACAUAAUACCCUUCUUGCUCGUGCCUGUUUGGGGUCAUACUUAGUUCUGCAGUUUAAAUUAUGUUUGCCGUCAGGAGUGCAUUCCGCCUGGGUGCAAGAAUCACAAGAAUUUCAACUGCUGUUUCAAGACGAGGAUGCGCUGCUGGUCUUCCAGUUGACGACAUCGUCAAUGGGCUUACUGAGGAACAGAUACAGCUCCGACAGACCAUUCGGCGGUUCCUAACGGAGAAGCUGGCACCCGUUGCCAAUGAGAUUGACAAGAGCAAUGAAUUUGUUGGAAUGAAGGACUUUUGGAGGGACAUGGGUCACAUGGGCCUCUUGGGAAUCACUGCCCCACCGGAUUAUGGCGGCUCAGGAUUGGGUUACCUAGAUCAUGUGAUAGUGAUGGAAGAAAUCUCACGAGUGUCCGCGGCCGUCGCCCUCAGCUACGGGGCCCACUCAAACCUCUGUGUCAAUCAGAUGGUGCGCCACGGCAACACAAAGCAGAAGGAAAAGUACCUGCCCAAGCUCAUGUCAGGAGAGCACGUGGGCGCUUUGGCGAUGAGCGAGCCCAACGCCGGGUCCGAUGUGGUGUCCAUGAAACUGAAGGCCCGGAAAGAAAGUGACCACUACGUUCUCAAUGGUGGCAAGUUCUGGAUCACCAAUGGGCCGGAUGCCGACGUUCUCAUUGUGUAUGCUAAGACAGACCCAAAGGCUCACCAAAAAGGCAUCACUGCUUUUAUUGUGGAGAAGGGUAUGCCCGGAUUUAGCACAGCGCAGAAGUUGGAUAAGCUGGGCAUGAGAGGAUCCAACACCUGUGAACUUAUCUUCGAGGACUGCAAGAUACCGGAGGAGAAUGUAUUAGGCCCUCUCAACAAGGGAGUCUAUGUGAUGAUGAGCGGACUGGAUCUGGAGAGACUUGUGCUGGCGUCCGGACCUAUCGGCAUUAUGCAGGCUGUGAUGGACUACUCCGUUCCUUACCUUCACGUAAGAGAAGCUUUCGGCCAAAAGAUCGGCCACUUCCAGUUGAUGCAAGCUAAAAUGGCUGACAUGUACACCCGACUGAGCUCCUGUCGGCAGUAUUUGUACAACGUGGCGAGAGCCUGUGACAAGGGACAUUUCAGCUCAAAGGACUGUGCCGGGGUCAUCCUUUAUUGUGCUGAGAACGCCACUCAAGUUGCUCUGGAUGGGAUCCAGUGCCUGGGCGGCAACGGCUACAUAAACGAUUACCCCAUGGGGCGUUUCCUGAGAGACGCCAAGCUGUACGAGAUUGGGGCAGGUACCAGCGAGGUGCGUCGGCUCAUCAUUGGCCGAGCCUUCAAUGCCAUGUACAAGUAGCCUGUGGAGGCCCGAAGAGAACCGUGUUGCCCAGACGGGCUGGAUCACUGCACACCCAGAGGCCUUAAGCGAUAUGCCGCUGUACGUUCUUUGGUAAACAACAAGAGUUUAUUUGUCUGUGCCUGUGGGAGAACACACUUUUGGUUCUCGGUAAAACCUUUUUUUCCACACUGAUGAGCCCUUAACUGAAAAGGUUGUGCCAGGGACAGCUGAGACCUUUGUAAUAUUUGAAUAAAAUAAAUGUGGAGAUAUAGUCACAGGCAUCCACCACAAGAGUAGGACAAACGGUUUGCAUUCCAUGAUGGAAGAUUUGUCCAUUUUGUACGUGGAUCUCUGCCGCUCGUGUUUAGAUGAGAAGUCUUCAUUUGGUCGCAAAACAAUUCCGUAAUUAUUAUUAUUAUUUCUUUAUCUUUACAUUGACUCCAUUGAUAGAAAUGCAGAAUAGCACUUACACAGCAGAGGGAUCUAGCUGUGUUUGGUCAUUAAACUACAUGUUUUGUUGUAAGCAGUUAUUUUUUGCAAGCCGCGGCAUUUAAAUUAUGACAAACUUGAUGUUGAGAUACCCCUUUUCUGUAUGUUACGGUAUGUUUUCCUUUUCAUUGGUGUUUACUGGGUCUGGGACUGUGAUUAAAAAAUGUGCUGCAAUUAACUUUUAAAUCCAUUACAGUUUUGUGAUGUUGUCUCACAUUUGUUCGUAUAUAAUGUUCUAUUUACCUACUGGGUAUUAAACUGUGUAGAACAGAGAAGCUUGAAGCCAGUUCUUUUUUUUAUGCCGCCCUCUAAUCAGGAAUGUAUUUAGACCAGAACUCCAGGUGGGUACAAUUUGUGAUGAGUUAGAAUAGAACUCCUGAUGUAUGAGCUGAAUAACCCUGAUGUAGAAACAAUGCCCCAUGAAUUACUGUAAAGAAGUCUACAUUAGCAUAAGCAAUGUGCUGGUACCGGAAAAGCUGUUUUCUUGGUAGGAAAUCAUUGUUCACUUUAAGAGCGAACAUUAAAUCGUUAAAACCAAAAUCUGCCUGUCAGGGGAUUGAACAGAAAUUAUUUUGGUUUUCAUCGUUAGCGUCACAACUUUGUUUCUGGAUUUGUGUGGAAUAAAAAGGUAAACAUUA
Molecule: messenger RNA, 2496 nt
Organism: Esox lucius (northern pike)
Lineage: Eukaryota; Metazoa; Chordata; Actinopteri; Esociformes; Esocidae
Gene: ivd
Product: isovaleryl-CoA dehydrogenase
Exons: 12
Coding region: 131-1387 (418 amino acids)
Biological process (GO): L-leucine catabolic process
Cellular component (GO): mitochondrion
Molecular function (GO): 3-methylbutanoyl-CoA dehydrogenase activity; flavin adenine dinucleotide binding
Source: RefSeq, a predicted model, not a curated record